AUGCCCAUCCUGAAGAGCCCAGGGGUGCCAGACCCCAAGGCGUCCCGGGCAGGGACGCUGCCCCUCCGCUCUUCUCGGAACCCCUUCGAUGAGCCGGGGCUGGAAGACGCCGCAGGGGAGCCAGGGAGCCUGCCUAAUGGGACGUCCUGUCGCCGCCGUGCCACCCUGGAGAAGCUGGCAGGCCUGGCCCCCUUCCGGCUGGGCUGGACCCCGGGCCGCCGGGUGGGCAGCCCCGGGGAUGGGCAACCCCGCUCCUUUCUGGGCCGGGUGCUGGCACCGGGGCUGCGCAGGAGCUCUGCCGACUUUGGGCUCCUGGCGCGGCUUCAGGGCAGCCGCGGUCAGGCCGGUGAGGAGGAGGCGGCCCGCAGGCUGGCCUUUCUGCGCUUGGGCCGGGGACCCAAGCCCCGGCGCGCGUCCUUGGCCGAGAGGGUGGUGCCUGCGGGCGAGGCGGCUCCGGAGCCCCCGCCCAAGGUCCCCGAGCCCCCCAAGAUGAAGGAGCCGCUGUCAGUGCUGGAGAUCCUGAGCCUGAUCCAGCAGCGCGAGCUGGCUCGCGCGGACGAGCACAUCUUGGAGCUAGAGGCCGAGGAACUGGCGUCGUCCGGGGGCGGCGCCCCGGGGCCACCGAAUGCCCAGGGCGCAGGAGGAGGGCGCCGCGCGCGGGACGUGGCGCUGCUCUAUGAGGCCCUGCAGCGCGAGCUGUGGGCGCUAGUGCGCGAGACCCUGGCUGGCCCCGGGCCCGGCGCGGGCGCCGGGGCGGGCAUCGUGGCACAGCUGGGUCAAGUGUUGGUGCAGGAGGAGGCGGCCGACGGACGCCGGGGACCCGGGGCUGCCCGCAAGCUGCGUGCCCGUUGGGCCGAGGCCGUGGCGCGCGCGGCGCGGGAGCGCCUGGAGGCGGCAGCGCCCGGGGCUCCCGGGGGUCUGGCCGCUCAGCUGGAGGCUCUGCGGGCACGGCUGCUGGAAGAUAUGGCCGUGGUGCGGGGUCGUCUGGCGCCCGCCUACCCCGCUGGCCUGGGCGCCUUCGGCGUCUACCUGCGCGGCUACCACGGCGCGCUCGCCGAGUGGUUGGGAGCGUCCGCCCGCCGGCGACUGCCACUGGCGGACCGCUAUGCGCUGCUGCACUGGCACAACCAGGUGUACCCCAGGGAGGUGUUGGGGCUGGUGGACAUGGUCGCCUUGGAGAACGGGGAACUGGGACCCCUUCUGUCUGCCAGCACCCUGAGGACCUUGGAGGAUGAAUGUGUCACAGACGUGAAGGCGCAGACGCGGGGUGCCCUCCUUCGGGCGCUUCAGGAAGAUGAGGAGCACUGGGCCAGCCCGGAGGACCCACCCUGCAGCCUGGCCCAGGACGUGUGCGAGCUGCUGGAGGAGCACACGGAGCGGGCACCCCGCAUCAGCCAGGAGUUUGGAGAGCGGAUGGCCCACUGCUGCUUGGGGGGGUUGGCUGAGUUCCUGCAGAGCUUCCAGCAAAGGGUGGAGCGAUUCCACGAGAACCCCGGAGUGCGGGAGCUGCCGGCCGACACCUACAUCAGCAGGACCAUUGCGCUUGUCAACUGUGGGCCGCCUCUAAGGGCUCUGGCGGAGCGCCUGGCCAGGGUGGGCCCCCCUGAGAGUGAGCCAGCCCGGGAAGCCUCGGUCAGUGCCUUGGACCGCGUGACCCGGCUGUGCCACCGGGUCCUGGCUGACCUGCUGUUCCAGGAGCUGCAGCCGCACUUCAGCAAGCUCAUGCGCAGGAAGUGGCUGAGCAGCUCUGAAGCCCUGGACGGCGUGGUGAGCACGCUGGGCGCGCAAGCCUUGGCGCUGCGCCGCAUGCAAGACGAGCCCUACCAGGCCCUGGUGGCCGAGCUGCACCGGCGCGCGCUGGUCGAGUACGUGCGGCCCCUGCUCCGUGGCCGCCUGCGCUGCCACUCGGCGCGGACCCGCAGCCGUGUGGCCGGGAGGCUCCGGGAGGACGCGGCGCAGCUGCAGAGGCUGUUCCGGCGCCUGGAGUCCCAAGCCUUGUGGCUGGACGCCGUGGUGCCCCACUUGGCCGAGGUCCUGCAGCUGGAAGAUACACCCAGCAUCCAGGUGGAGGUGGGGGUGCUGGUGCGCGACUACCCCGACAUCAGGCGAAAGCAUGUGGCAGCCCUGCUGGACAUCCGCGGCCUGCGCAGCACUGCCGCCCGCCAGGAGAUCCUGGCCGUGGCCCGGGACCUGGAGCUCUCCGAAGGGGCUGCCCUGGCCCCGCCGCGGGACCGUGCCUUCUUUGCCGACAUCCCAGUGCCCCGUCCGUCCUUCUGCCUUGGUCUCCCCUUCCUUCUGGGCCGCCUGCCCCUCACUCGGCUGUCGCGGCCCAGCUUGGCCUGCCUGCCGCGGCGGCCCCGGGCCCAGCACUGAGGCGUCCCUGCUGUGCCCUCAAGCAGGGACACAGCCCUGCUGCCCAAGGCCGCCUUCCCAGC
Molecule: messenger RNA, 2435 nt
Organism: Ochotona curzoniae (black-lipped pika)
Lineage: Eukaryota; Metazoa; Chordata; Mammalia; Lagomorpha; Ochotonidae
Gene: EXOC3L2
Product: exocyst complex component 3 like 2
Exons: 11
Coding region: 1-2373 (790 amino acids)
Biological process (GO): exocytosis; exocyst localization
Cellular component (GO): exocyst
Molecular function (GO): SNARE binding
Source: RefSeq, a predicted model, not a curated record